Gongylonema pulchrum is the source of this 1035-nucleotide messenger RNA. The record is from the annotation of a GenBank genome assembly. NCBI's taxonomy places the organism in Eukaryota, Metazoa, Nematoda, Chromadorea, Rhabditida, Gongylonematidae.
AUGGACAGUGUAACCAAGGGAAUGGGAAGUGGUGUCCCCUGUUCCGACUAUCCGUACAUGCUACAAGGGCAGCAGAGUUCGCUGAUCUAUCCGGGUAAUGUUGGAACAGCACCAUUCGGGACAACACAAACUGGAUACGGCUAUGGUUCUUUCACGGCAGUAUACAACAACGGCGGAACAUCAAAUCUCCCACCAGUAUCUGAUCCACCCACUCUCACGCUGAAUGGAAAUAUUGGAGUUUAUUUCAUAAAUUACGAAUACUGUGCUGUUGUUUUGCAGUAUCCGUACAUGCUACAAGGGCAGCAGAGUUCGCUGAUCUAUCCGGGUAAUGUUGGAACAGCACCAUUCGGGACAACACAAACUGGAUACGGCUAUGGUUCUUUCACGGCAGUAUACAACAACGGCGGAACAUCAAAUCUCCCACCAGUAUCUGAUCCACCCACUCUCACGCUGAAUGGAAAUAUUGGAGGAAAUCGUACACCUCCAGCCUCGACACUUUUUUCGUCCUCGCCACCAGGCGCUUUUCAUUUCUCAGUGGGUUACCCAACUCCGCCAACGAUCAAUCAGCUUACCUCCAACCUAUCAAAUCUUGCAGUUGGCCCACCACAGCCGCCUUCAACGGCACCUCGUCGUGAUUCAUUCAGUUCCAAUAGCACAGCUUCUUUUGGUGUGCAGUCAGUACAGCCCCAGCAUCAGUACCCGUUCGUGUUUUUCUCGCAAGCACAAACGGCAGGCUCAUUGGGCUCAAGUCCCAACUUCUUUGGGACUGCAUUUCCGCCAGGAUACAAUGCACCGUCGAUGUUUCCUGGCUCAUCGUCGAGUACUCAUCUACAAGCACCUCCAGCACCUCGCUCUCUGUACAACGUCCCACAGCAGAAUGCUAUUGCGCAAGUGCCCUUUAAUGCUCCGUCUCAUAACACUCGACGGACACAUGCGGCUACUGGCUCUGGUAGACUAGGACAAGGUUCGUAUGUUAUUCAUAUGCUGACUAAUAAUAUUCGAGAUAUAAUUAGCAGUACAGAGGGAAUUAAUUGA